Molecule: messenger RNA, 1070 nt
Organism: Tarenaya hassleriana
Lineage: Eukaryota; Viridiplantae; Streptophyta; Magnoliopsida; Brassicales; Cleomaceae
Product: F-box protein 7-like
Exons: 7
Coding region: 32-796 (254 amino acids)
Biological process (GO): SCF-dependent proteasomal ubiquitin-dependent protein catabolic process
Cellular component (GO): SCF ubiquitin ligase complex
Molecular function (GO): protein binding
Source: RefSeq, a predicted model, not a curated record
UGAGUAUUUAUACUUGUAGGUAUUUGCUCGGAUGACACCAUAUGACCUAGGAAAAGCAUCUUGUGUAUGCCGGAAAUGGAGGUUCACAGUUCGGAACCCCGUGUUCUGGCGUAACGCUUGCCUGAGAGCUUGGCAGUCUGUUGGGGUGAUUGAAAAUUAUAGGAUCUUGCAGUCUAAGUAUGAUGGAUCAUGGAGGAAAAUGUGGCUUUUAAGGCCAAGAGUUCGUACUGAUGGUCUUUAUGUGAGUAGAAAUACUUACAUUCGAGCUGGAGUUGCUGAGUGGAAGAUUACAAAUCCAGUUCACAUAGUUUGUUACUUCCGGUACAUAAGAUUCUAUCCCUCUGGGAAAUUUCUGUACAAGAACUCUUCCCAAAAAGUGAAGGAGGUUGCCAAAUUCAUGAACCAUAAGGCGGCUUCUAAAGCAGACUGUGUUUUCAAAGGCCAUUAUACAUUGUCAGAUGACAAGAUUGAAGCUGCUGUUCUGUACCCGGGUUUGCGCCCUACGGUUUUAAGAAUCCGCCUAAGGUUACGAGGAACGGUGACAGGGGCAAACAACCGGAUGGAUCUGCUCUCGCUCGUAACGAGCGGAGUGAACGACGAGGAAGUGAACAGUACAGAGGAAGAUAUCCUUGGAGUGGUUGAAGGUUGGGGAGAUGAUGAAAGCCAUAACCCAGAUGUACCUGCAGUCUCGCACAAGAGAGGUUUAACUCCAUUUGUCUUCGUCCCCUUUGACGAGGUGGAGAAAUCGGUUUUGAACUUACCAGUGGAGAAGAUGGAUUACUUUGUGCCUGGCUAAGUGCAAAAGAUGGCAUAAGAUCAAAAGGGGGAAACUUUCUGUACAAAAUGUAUAAAUGUGGUUCUUGGAUUAUUAGGACAUAUGAUGAUUGAUGUUAUUGCACUGCCAACUGUUUUGUCAGGAUACACUUUGGUACUACUCUGCUAUUGUACCGUCUUGGAAUAAUUCAUCAUCUGAGGUUUCUUGUAGAACAAGUAAAAGACCGGUCUCCUGUCCAUACUCUGGAUUUAAGAUCCUUGGAAUGCACCAGAUGGUUCCCUUGUCUGGUCGUCAA